Messenger RNA from Vigna radiata var. radiata (mung bean), 1311 nucleotides. RefSeq names its product 7-methylxanthosine synthase 1-like. NCBI's taxonomy places the organism in Eukaryota, Viridiplantae, Streptophyta, Magnoliopsida, Fabales, Fabaceae. Gene Ontology annotation, molecular function: S-adenosylmethionine-dependent methyltransferase activity. Gene Ontology annotation, biological process: methylation. The coding region runs from base 31 to 1164 and encodes 377 amino acids. The transcript has 5 exons. The record is from RefSeq and is a predicted model, not a curated record.
GCUAGAGGGUUCAAGGCAGUUUUUGCAUUGAUGAUCAUGGAUUCAUUGGGUUCAUCAAAUGGAAUUCACAUGAAUGGUGGCAAGGGAGAAAAAAGCUAUGCAAACAACUCCGUAUUUCAAAAAAAUUUGAUGCUUAAAGCCAAACCUAUAAUUGAAGAAACCGUAAUGAUACUGUAUCAAGAUUCCUCUCCAAAAUGCAUCAAAGUGGCAGAUUUAGGUUGUUCUGUAGGACCAAAUACACUUCUUGUCACAUCAAAUAUCAUUGACAUUGUUGAUGCUACGUGCACUUCCUUGAAUAUUGAACUACCAACAUUCCAAUUUUAUCUCAAUGAUCUGUUUGGAAACGAUUUCAAUACCAUCUUCAAGUCACUUCCUGAUUUCUAUGCAAAAUUGGUACAAAAAAAGGGUCAGAAGUUUGGUUCCUGCUUUAUCAAUGCUACCCCUGGAUCCUUUCAUGGCAGGCUCUUUCCUAAUGAUUCUGUACACUUUUUUCAUUCUGCCAACAGUCUACACUGGCUCUCUCAGGAUCCGUUAAUGGAAUUAAGUGAGGAGGCAAAAACACUUAACAAGGGAAACUGCCAUAUAGUUAGCACAAGCCCACCAGAGGUACACAAAGCAUACCAGAAGAAAUUUCAAGAAGGUUUUAAAUUGUUUCUGAAAUCACGUUCAGAGGAACUUGUGCCUGGAGGAGCAAUGGUUUUAGUGCUACCUUGCACUUGCAAAAGUGAAACUCUUUCAAAAAGUCUUUGGGAAGUAAUUAGCCUAACACUCAAUGACAUGUUCUUGGAGGGUUUGAUUGAAGAAGAAAAAUUGGACUCUUUUAACAUACCAACAUAUGAACCUACGAUUGAGGAGAUCAGACAUUUGAUUAAGGAAGAACAGUCGUUGUUUCUUCAAAGGUUAGAAGUUUUCACAGUGGCUAGGGAUGAAGGUAUAAGUGAACGUGGAGAUUAUUGUUUUGUUGAUGUAGGUAUAAGAGCUGAGUUCAUAGCUACAUACACAAGAGCUGCAAUGGAGCCUAUUCUAUCUGCAAAGUUCGAGGUACAAGUUAUAAAUGAAUUAUUUAUCAGGUUUCAAAGGAAACUUGUGCAACUAAUGAAGGUGGAGAAAUUUGAGACUGCAAAUGUCAUCAUAUCCAUGACAAAACUUGUUAGCUCAACGUAAGAUCAUCUUAAGAAGUAUUUUUUUUCUUCUGUGUUUUGAUUUGGUGAAAUAAAGAUAGGAUCUUCGAAGAUGAUACUCUUGUUGAAGCUUAAGACUUGUAUCGCAAGUGUGCAGAAAAUUUCCACAGAAUAUCUACACUAUAAUAUA